AUGCCCGCCAGAAAGCGCGCCCGCCAGGAGGCCGAACUGGACAACAGCAUCGCCGCCGUGGAGAAGGCACAACCUCACAAUGAGACACUGGACCGCUUACGGAACAUGUGGCAGUUUGCCGCCCUCAUGCAAUACAUGUACAUUUUCGGCAAACCCGUCAAGAUUGACCCCGAAUUCGACAUGGAGGACCUAGAGCAUGAAUGUCUGCGACCCGAAGCAUCAGAAAAGCUGGCCGAGAUUGGCCUUACCCUGCUCAAAUUCGUCUCUUCGCACCGAGGCCUGAACUACGACAACUUUGACGAGUACACACGCCGUCAAUUCGUCGCCAAAGCUCCCGAGCGCAACCCCUACGGCACUGACGAAGCCCCCAACAAGUUUGCCGACUUCGGCGUCUUCACCAAAAUCCGCGUCCUGCACCAACUAUCGACAUGGACUCUCUGGAAUGCAGAGCGCAUGCGUGGCUUGAUGGAAGAGAAGGACAAUGAGCAGACUCAAUGGCGCAUUGAAGAACUUGGCUGGGACUCUCAGGACCGCUCUUACUUCGUACUGGACGAUGACCGCUUGUACCGCCGCACCGAAGCACCGCUACCACCUGCUCCGGCACCCAAACCGAAGGCAAAGGCCAAAUCACGCAAGUCCCGCGGUUCGCGUGCCAGCAAACGCAUCAAGUUGGAUGCUUCUGCCCAAGAGAGUGAAGUUGAGGGAGAAGAGCAGGAAAACACCGAGGUCGACUUGAAGGUUGACGAACCGACCGAAGACGACGGGUUUGGCGGCAUGAAAUGGGAAUGCAUCGCCGUCACGCACGACGACUACACCAUUUUCCUGGAGUCGCUCCGUAAGAGUCGCGACCCGAACGAGAAGGCUCUUGUCAAGCGCAUUAACGAACAAAUCAUGNNCCCAUCCUCGAGAAGCGUGUCGAAGCACAACGCCAGAAGACUCGCUGGCAAGGCAGAACAGCGCAAGGCCGAAGAGGAGGCAGCCGAAGCCGAGAGGAGAAGAGAGGCUGAGCUGGACAUGGCCCGCAAGGAGCAACAGAAGCAGAACAAGAUGGAACACGCACGUGAAUCGCGCAUGCUCACCAGAGAACAGAGACUCAAGGAACGCGAAGUCAAGCGCAUCCUACACGAGGAAGAGCUUCGCAAGCUCGAAGAGAACCAGAAGAGCUUGGAGAAUGGCGACGAAAUCGAAGGCCGCCUGUCCGAGCGUCACCUCAAGGCCGAGAUGGAGAGAAGACAGAAAGAGCUGGAUGCAUUGGCCGAAGAGGAGGGCGAAUGGAUCUUCGAUUGCGCAGUCUGCGGCAAGCACGGUCAGAACUACGACGACGGCACCCACUCGAUUGCUUGCGAAAAGUGUAAUAUCUGGCAACACUCGAAGUGCCACGGCAUCGACGAGAAAGACGCCGAGAAGGACGACUUCCAUUUCAUUUGCUCCGACUGCCAAAGGAAGCCGAAGCUGCCUCCAUUGCACCUGCACUUCCCAGGCCAAAAGGAAGCUACUGCUGCACAAGAUGCUCCCCGCGGUCGCCCCGUCGAAGCCGUCGAGAUCACAUCGACGCCUCGUUCAGCAGCUCGACGCUACAAUCUUCUUGACGGCCCUUCGCUCUCACCAUCCGGCCAAAGCCCUGGUCCGCCAGGCUACCAUCGUCCUGCUGGUGCUCCACCAGUCGGUGUCCCUCAGCAAGCAUGGAACGGCACUACUCUUCCUCCACCAGCUCGUCCUUCCUCCAACUACGGUAGCUCCCCUCCACCACCUACACAAAAAUCUGACGAUGGUGAUCUCUCCGCACUACACGCUCAAGCUCAUGCCGGCGCCGUAUCAGCACACUCUAUACAUCCUCCAGUCUUGCAACCUAGUGCCUUGCAAAUGGGCCCACCCUCUCCCACCAAAGGCUCUCGACCAUCAUCAUCCCACGGACCCUCAGAACACCGUACCAACGGCUCAGCGACACCACACCACCACCAUCACCCAUCCAGAAAUAGCCCCUCGCCUUCUGCCCAGCGCCUCUUCCAAAGCCCCAACACAUCAUUCCCUCCUCCCGCCCUACCACAACAACAACAGCGUGCCGCCGCCCACUCUCCAACCAAACAACCCAGCUCCUCACCCUCACACGCUCAGCCCUUCCAUACGCCCGCCGCCAAUGCCACCCCUUACACCUACCAAAAUACCUCCACCGUAACUCCCGCCUCUGCAGCAACAAACAUCCUCCGCGCCGGCCCUCACAUGCAAAGCUCACCUCUGCCACCUCUCCCUGCUGGAAACACACCUCUCAUUCCCACCAAACACGACACACCACGUCCCAUGUCUCGAGACAGUAUGGCCGAGACCCCAGUAGUGCCACCAAUCACUGCAUUGAGCCCCAGUCCUGCCAUCUUCAUGCCUGCCAUGCCUGCAGCACCGCCUGAGGGCGUGGAAGGCGUCGAGACAUCGCUUGGCGUGGGUAGUGUUCCAGUCAAGAAGAUGCCACCCAAUGCCAGCCAAGAGAGUGAUGGCGACAUCAGUAUGGCUGACAUGUAA
This is a messenger RNA of Aureobasidium vineae, 2514 nucleotides long. NCBI's taxonomy places the organism in Eukaryota, Fungi, Ascomycota, Dothideomycetes, Dothideales, Saccotheciaceae. The record is from the annotation of a GenBank genome assembly.